UCAGAUAGAAAUAAGGCAUAGCACUUAGCAGAGGUCUGCACAGCUCAACGCUCAAAAUGCCUGGCUUACUUAAGCUGCUCCUCUUCCUGCUAUGAGUGGAAAGUGCUACAAACGGACAUAAACAUGUUCAACAGCAGACAUCCUAGACUCAGCAAAAGAGGAAGAAUAUGGGGAUUGUGCAUCCUUUUGCUUUACACCAACCCCCUUUCCUGUUUGGCAAAUUUCAGUCAAGCAAAAGAGCUCAUCUAUAAGAUAAAGGAGGGAUUACCAAGGGGGACUUUUAUAGGAGCAAUUGGAGUAGAUUUAAAUUUGGAUUUCUCUGUUGACCCCCCCUUUAUAUUCAGUCUCGCUCAAAAGAAGGUCAGUGAACAGUAUGUGAACCUAAAUAAUACCACCGGGGAGCUUUACACAUCUGCUACAGAGAUUGACAGGGAGACUCUCUGUGCUGAUAACUUAGAGGGGCAGGGAUGUGUCCUCUCACUGGAUGUGUUUGUGCUGCCUCAACAAUACUUUCAGCUUGUCAAAGUAAAGAUUCUCAUUGAGGAUGUUAAUGACAACAGGCCAAAGUUCCCCACAGAUGAGAUCGCUAUGUCUGUCCCUGAAAACGCACCAAUCAAUGCUCGCUAUGCAGUAGAGCAAUCGGCAGUUGACCCAGACCUGGGUCCUCAUGGAGUGCAAACCUACUGGCUGGUUAAUGACUUUGGAAUGUUCACAUUGGAUGUUGAGGAGAAUGAAGGAGGUGAGCUGACGCCUUUCCUCAUUGUGACAGAAGCUUUGGACCGAGAGACUCAGGCGGAAUACAUUACCGAUAUAAUUGCAGAGGAUGGGGGGACCCCUCCUCUACUUGGUGCUGCGACUUUGAAAAUUGUCAUCACGGAUGUGAAUGAUAACUGUCCCCAAUUCAAAGAGUCACAAAUUAAUGUCACUCUGCAUGGGAAUACCACCAAAGGGGUACAUUUGGCACGUCUGCAUGCUUUUGACCCUGACCUUGGUGCUAAUGCUCAGAUCAGCUAUGCUUACAGUGAACGCGUGCCAAGGGACACCAGGAGCUUGUUCCAUUUGGACAAAAUUACAGGAGUGAUCAAGCUCGCAGGGAAAAUAGACACUGGCACAGCCACAUUUUACAAACUCACUGUUCUGGCUACUGGACCUGGUUGUAUUCCUGCUGUAGCCACUGUUAUUGUCCAUAUCAUCAAAGUUGUCACUGGACCCCCUACUCUCAUACCCCGGUACAUUGCGCCAGAAAAAGAUGGGGUGGUAACAAUAAAGGAAUCUGAACCAGCUUUUUCUCCAAUUGCUUUUUUUACUGUUAAAAACAUUGAUAAGAACCAAAGGGUGGACUGUUAUUUGGAAGGACCUGGUCCCUUCAGGUUGAGCCCCUAUCAGCUGUUCAAGAAUGAAUACCUGUUGGAGACAACAGAGCCCUUGGACUUUGAGAGGACACAGGAGUAUGAUCUUAUUUUGGUUGCUAAUAGCACCCGUGGGAUCGUUAUCAAGACCUUCCUUAAGGUGCAAGUUUUGGACGAGAAUGACAAUGCCCCUGUGUUUCAGCAGUCUUUGGUGGAGAUAUCAGUUGAAGAAAACAAUCCGCCAAACACUUUUCUCACUCAGCUCCAAGCGUCAGACCAGGACAGUGAAAGCAGAGGGGAAGUUCUUUACCUCCUCGGAGGCGACGCCCCUGGUAUUUUUGUUGUGGAUCGAGUUACAGGUAUCCUGACUGUGGCCACAUCUCUGGACCGUGAGGAGAAAGAGACAUACCGGUUCAUCGUGAGAGCGGUGGACCAGGGGACACCCAGAAGGGAGUCAAUUGCAACAGUGGUGGUGACCGUGCAAGAUCGCAAUGACAACAGUCCACGAUUCAUCAACAAGGAUUUCACUUUCUUUGUGCCAGAGAACUUCCCAGGUUAUGGUGAGAUCGGUGUCCUCUCUGUGACUGAUGCUGAUGCUGGAGAAAAUGGCUGGGUGGCCCUCUCCAUCCUGAAUGGCAGUGACAUUUUUAUGAUAGACACAGGCCGAGGGGCACUGAGGGCAAAGACAUCACUGGACCGGGAGCAGCAGGGGACCUACCAGCUAUGGAUCGAGGCUGUUGAUGGUGGGGAGCCUGCUCUCUCCUCUGUCACAAUGGUUACCGUGCUGCUGCUGGAUGUAAAUGACAACCCACCAAUCGUCCUCUUUCCUCAGUCGAAUCAGUCUUACAUGCUAGUGCUACCCAACACUGUACCAGGAACAUCAAUCACAGAGGUGUACGCUGUGGAUAAAGAUACAGGGAUGAAUGCUGUGAUCGCCUACAGUAUCAUUAAAAGGAAAGGCGGUGAGCCCGGGUCUUUUGCCAUUGACCCAGAAACAGGAAAUAUCACAUUAAAGAGGGAGCUCAGCAAUCGUGGCCUAUACAGCCUUCUGGUGAAGGUCAGUGAUCAUGGUCAACCUGAACCUCUGUACUCAACAGUUAUGGUUAACUUCUUUGUCAAUGAAACAGUGAGUAAUGAAAGUUACAUUCAAAGUCUGCUGACCAGAGAGGCUGACAUAGAGGUAGAGGAGAGGCCCUGGUACAUUGGCCAGAUGGCAGAGGGGCCUGAGAGGUAUGAGCCGUUCCCGUGUCAGCCUGUCCUCAUUGCUCUUUCAGUGACGUGUCUGGGGCUGUUCUUCUUGGUUGUCACGCUGACGUCUUACAUAUGCUGUAGGAGGUUUAAAAAGAACAGGAUGAAAAGAUCAGAAGUGGAAAUACCUUUAAAAAUUCAAAAUGACUCGAUGCAGGUUGUGAACAGAAAGCUCAGACAGAUCUCUAACAUCUGAUGUUCAGUUGUUCACUCGUUCAAACAAAAAAAACACCACCACUGUUUACAUAAAUGUUUACAAAACUCACUGUAAGAACUUUCUCUUACAUGAAGUUCCUCUUUUGGGCUUUGUGAUGACUGUUUUUUGUCAUAUGCCACCACUUUCUGUCAACUGUUGGCAGGCAGCAACGGUGUCAUUACAAAAACAUCACAGUAACUCAGUGAAUAUUACCAAGGUCCCGUGUAAAUACUGUAUAAAAAGAUUUACAACUUUAUAUACAAGUUUUGCAUUUGGUUGGUAAGGACAAGAGACACUGCUUUAGAGAAAAAAAUGCAUCUCUUUAGACCAUCUGUCACUUGUAUUGGUUAUACAAAUAUAAUUGAAAAAUAAAUGUAUUUCCAAGUUAAAUGUUUAUCUAUAUUCAUGAGGUAACCGUGAGGUCUGUAAUACAGAAAAGGGCAAUCAAAGUGAAUUGGAAAAGCUAACACAGAAUACGUGAAUGCCAUAAAACGUCAUUCUAUACACGACAACCGCAAUGACAACAGACCAAACUAGACUAACAAACAAACUAGACGUUUCUUCACACGUUUUCACUUGUGUCUUACUUUCUACUUUUGCUCAGAUGUUGUGCAAUAAUAUAGUACAUAUAAGUGAUAAUUGAGUGAUAUAAUGUUAGGUUAAAAGUUCCGGAAAAAAAAGCUGUAGGUGCACCUUGAGUUUUUUUGUUUUGUUUUGUUUGUUUGUUUGUUUGUUUUUGUCCCCUUUUCUUUUCUUUUUAUCAAUAAAAAUUCCGUACAGCUGUUGUGCCAAAUCAGCACAACAACAAAAUAAUCACAUUUUCAUCACUUUGCUACUGGAACUGUGUCCAAACUUGUCAAAAAAGCUACUUUUAAGUUAAAUACAUCACUUUCCUUUAUAGAGUCAUGCAAUUCUCAAUGUGUCUGUGAAAAUAUGCAAGUGUUUGUGAUAGACUGUUUGUAACUAUUAAAGAUACUUUAUUUUUAUAAUACACUGGAUUUUAUUCUGUAUUGAUUUCAUUAUGUCUUGCUAUCACACAUAUAUCCUACAUGCACUCAGAUGUGUGUGUCUAAACUUUAAAGUUUUAAAGUACCUGCCACUCAGAUUGACUGGUAUAAAUGUCAUUUAUAUGCUUAAAAGAAAACAAGCCUGUAGUUUAGAUUAAAAUAAACUGAAAAACACAACGAAUGUAAAUAUACUUUAAAGUAAGGAAGGAAAUUGAUAGAUACUGAUUGGCACCUAAUAAAAAAUACAUUUAGACUUCAUCUUCUUCAUAUAUCAAAUUUGGUAUACAAAUUAAGUGCCUGUUGGAUCUUACGAAGUGUGAGUGUCCCUGAAGGAGUUAAAGAUCAAAAGUACAUGAUUCUGUAUUGUUGUUGCCAUCACCUGUGAAGAACAGACCUGGUGAGGUAAUACCAAGAGUCCCACUAAGAAUAAAAACAUAGUGCAGCUGCUCGUGUCUGGCGUGUUUGAGGAUCAAAUUCACAUUUCUCACCUCUCUUGAGUGGUAUUCGCAAUCACUGUGCUUUUCAUUUCGCAACAACUUUGGGAUAUAUCUGGAAAGUGUGAAAGUGCUUCUGACACAUUCUCCCCCAACAGAUCAACUCAGAAAGCCUUUUGGUUUUAAAGCUGCUUUUUCUCUGCCCUGUGCUUCUUUGUUGUAUUUGUAUGUUUGCUAUGAAAGUUAUGUGGGCAAAGAGGCUUCAGGACUCUUUGUACCUGGGCUAACUACUGUAUGCACCCUCCCAAGUGAUGCACUCUGUUGUGUUAUAUGCCUCUAAAACCAGUUCAGGUUUGGCUUUCACAAGACAGCAAGAAUGCAAACAAACCUGUAUUGAGAGUACAUUCUCCAGCGCAGUUUCUCAAGUAAAUACCAGCCUUAUAUUUUUAACAGUAGCACGUCAUUAAAGCACAGAGCACAUCAGGAACUGGAAAUAGCUCCGUGUAAUCCUUAGUAAUCACCUUGGGCAUAUGUAUGCUGGAUGCAUACUAUAAUGUAUUUCAGACAAGUAAUAAUAUGGGUGACAUAAAGGAAAUCAACAUCAUUAGUCUCAUGUACUAUCAGAGCUGUAACUGAUUGGCCUGACUUUAACAUUCAUUAAGAAAAAGAGUAAUCCAGCCACACAUUCAAUAUACUUCCUAUGGUCUUAACCUCCUAGGACCUGGCGUCCACAUAUGUGGACAUCACAUUUUGGGUUAUUUAGACCAAAAUACUCAAUUUUGCUCUACAAGGGCCUGA
This is a messenger RNA of Haplochromis burtoni (Burton's mouthbrooder), 5032 nucleotides long. It is a transcript of the gene pcdh20, whose product is annotated as protocadherin-20. The coding region runs from base 124 to 2793 and encodes 889 amino acids. Gene Ontology annotation, cellular component: plasma membrane. The record is from RefSeq and is a predicted model, not a curated record. Lineage: Eukaryota; Metazoa; Chordata; Actinopteri; Cichliformes; Cichlidae. Gene Ontology annotation, molecular function: calcium ion binding. Gene Ontology annotation, biological process: homophilic cell-cell adhesion. The transcript is spliced from 2 exons.